Plectropomus leopardus (leopard coralgrouper) is the source of this 2239-nucleotide messenger RNA. It is a transcript of the gene rai2, whose product is annotated as retinoic acid induced 2. Gene Ontology annotation, cellular component: nucleus. The record is from RefSeq and is a predicted model, not a curated record. Lineage: Eukaryota; Metazoa; Chordata; Actinopteri; Perciformes; Serranidae. Gene Ontology annotation, biological process: animal organ development.
ACCGCAAUGAAGAGAUAAAUAGAAGCUUAUCUAUUUAUUUGAAAGUAUUCCGGGUCUCAUUCAUUGAUAAGUGAGAGACGGCAGCUGGUUUGGGGAGCUGCUCACGCGCUCGUCUGCUUGUUGGGGCUGCCGAGAAGAAUAAUGGAUGAAACCUGUCACUAGCACUUGCUGAAGAUUUCGAUUGACUCCUCAAACUGAAGUAUGGAGGGCAGCGACGAUGUGUCUGUAAACAUGACGCAGUCCCAGACGGAUGUGUGCAGCGCGGAGGUGGGAGGAGGAGGAGGAGGAGGAGGAGGAGGAGAAAUCCCCAGUAAGGUGGAGGAAGGAGUAACUCCCCUCGCUCCUGCGGAUUCCUGCGGCAGCAGCGCGCCUGGACUGAGCAAAGGAGCGCUGUCGAACCUGGUGGAGCCUCCUGCGCCGUCAGUGGUGAGUCCCACCGCUGAAACUCCGGGAGGCGUGGCGCUCAAAGUCGCCACAACUGUGCUGCACCCGGUGUGCCUGGGAGACAGCCCGCUGAUGCUGCCCAUCCACCUCCAGAUGGCCGGAGCAGCCGGCUCUCAGCUCGGCCAAAUGGGGGCAGCACCGUACUUGAUAACAAGCCAAAGCCCGGUUUCUCUUCCUCUGGUGUUGGAUCAGCAGGUCAUCCAGCACAUGAGCCCCUCUGUGAUUCCUCAGACCGCUAACAACGUCCUGUGUCAGAACCCUUUGACGUUUGGUUUACCUCCGGCCGUCGAUCAGAAGACAGCAGGACAGACGCAGGAAGCCAAUCUGCUCUCUCUGCUGCAGAAUCCAGCGUUUGCAGCCAUCCUGCAGGAUCUCUUCCCGUCCCAGGCGGGUUCAUCCACCUGCCAGUCACCAGGCUCCACCUUCUUCCCUCUUCCUCCCCUCACACCUCCCUACACCUCCCCUCUGGCGCCACUAGUCCCUCCUGCUACGCUCUUAGUCCCCUACCCGGUCAUCAUCCCCCUGCCAGUGCCUCUGCCCGUCCCUCUGCCCAUCCCCAUCCCCGUCCCUCAGACCGAGGACUCGAAGGGGAACAUGCCAAAACCAGUUUGCACUGUGAGCAAAAGCACUCAGACUUCUCCAAAAGAUACUACCUCUCCAUCAUUGUCUUCACGCAAAUGCACGCCGUCAUUCCAGCCACAAAAUGCAUCCUCGCUUCCUCUAGACGAAGGACAAGCUCUAGACCUUUCUGUCAGAGCGUGUCCGGUUGAACUAAAACAGGAGUACCCCAGUCCGCAGCAGGACAGUGUGCUCGACUUGUCGGUGCCUGCUGUGAGGAAAAAGUGCGUUCAGUCAGACAGAGAAGUAGCUUUUCACUCUGGUCAGGAAACAAGCGGGACGUCUUUGUCUCUGGGCGUCGAAUGCACUCAGAGUUUAGAUUCCAAACUCCUGGGAAGUCUGGCUUCGCUGGAGUUCAGCCGGCAGCAUAAGUGGGUGGUUGACAGCAGCUCUGGUGGGUCCAGUUCUCAGCAGGCGUCUCUGAGCGGACCCGGAAACCUCGAGAUAGUCAGCGCUUCGCAAACAGCCAAGGUCAUCGUCUCGGUGAAGGACGCCAUCCCCGCCAUCCUCUGCGGGAAGAUUAAAGGCCUCUCAGGAGUCUCCACCAAGAACUUUUCCAUCAAACGGGACGGCAGCCAGGGGGCGUCUCUGCAGCAGCUCUACGCGGUGCCGUCCGCAUCACACGGCGAGCAGCACGACCCAAACAACCCGCAUAAAAAGGUCCCGAAGAACAGGGCGAUCAAAUUGAAGAAGGUCAACUCACAGGAGAUCCAUUUUCUGCCCAUGAAGAAGCAGAGACUCGCAGCGCUGCUCCCCAGGAAGUGAAAGUGCACAGCAGAGGGGGAUUAAUUGCCGGACCGCUCUCGGGUAAUCCUUCCAGAGCGUGUAACAUAAAACACAUGUGGGGACGUUCUGUAAUCAAACUCAUACAUUUACAUGUCCAAUCAGAGUUUGGCUCAUAGAGACUGCUGAGGUUUGUGGAUGUCUGAGUGUGACACUGUUACAGAAAUGCUUUCCAUCAGAGUUUUUCUGUGUUUUUUUUUUUAAAUAAUGCACUAGUUUUCAGUGUUAUACUAAACCAGAAAUGUUUUUGUUUGGCUGCUUAACCCCUUGAAACCUGGAUUUUUCAAAAACAUGGAAAAAAGGCAAUAAAAUGGGCAAGAAACUUGCAAGAAAUUAGUAAAAGGUCAUUAAAAAUUAAUUUUAAACAUGAGGGUAGGAUUAUUAGAAAGUUAAC